ACCAAGUAUAAUAUUGGUUGGUCCAAGAACCAAUCGGACAAAUCUGCUACAAGAACCAGAAAAGCCUGUGAAAAAUUCCUUCACAAUAUUCUCUGGGGUUGAAGACAUUUGGGCCCUUUUUUCCUGCUCCUUCCUCAAUAGCUUGGACCCCCUUUGUCUUUUCCCACAUAUUCUAUGCUCUCUACAACGACUGUAAUCUACCGCAUUUAGCAACUUUACUCUCUGCUUGAAUAUCAGUAAGCUUCUCAGAGUAGAUAAAGGAGGGAUCUUUGAUUACAUGCAAAUGGAGAAGAAGAGGAAGCAGGAUCACAAAGUUUCUUCCACCAGUACUAGUCAAGAACCAGAGACAGGCCACCAUAUCUUGAGCAAGGAUGACCAAAACCAAGACAAUGCUGAACCUCUAACAAAGAGCACAAACAUUGAUAGUCCUUCAAAUGGCAAUGUACCUUCCCUAAGUCACCAAUACCCAGUAACUUUUCCAUGGCCGUACACUCCUCACCAUGGUGGGGAGCAAUCUCCUUUGGUGUCUAGACCUUUUGUUGCAACUCAAUCACCACUGCCUGGCGCUUUGAGCCAAUGGCCGCAGUUUCCACAUCAGGUCCAGUACGGCCAGCCACCGAGGACUUAUCCCCAAUCAGCUGCUCCCUUUUGGCUUCCACAGCCACCUGGAUAUCCAUUGCCUGCCUCCAAUGCACCAUCGACUUUGCAGCCAUUUGUUGCUGUUGGAGCAACUGAUGUUAGUGGUGGAAGUUCAACAACAAACCAACCUCAGGUUCCCAAUUUCUAUUACCAUGCUGGGUACCCGUAUCCAGGCUUUCCAGGUACAUGUGAUUCCUCGUCUUGGUGGAAUCAAGCACAAGCACCACAACAUCUGUGUACAUAUGCUUUUCCAGGUUCUUCACCACCUGCAUCGCUGCCUAGUUGUUCUACAGCACUUGGACAAGCAGUUGGAAAAGGAAUUAUCAGACCACCAGCAAAACUCUCUAAUAAGCACCAGCAGCUUUGGGAUGCUCAAUCUGCAGAAAAUGUUCAGCUCUGGAGUGCUGUCAACCACUUGCAAUCAGAAGUAUCUGAUUACAAAAAUCGCUUAGCAAGACUUGAAGCAGAACUGUCUUCUUUGAAAGCAGUAGGAGAAGAGACCACUACUCAAGUUAGUGAGGCUGUUUUAUAUGCAAAACCGUCAAAGAGAGGGAGACCAAAGAGAUCAGUUGCUUCAGCUGAUGCAGUGCAUUCUCCAAAUAAGCCUCAUCGUCGAGCUCGCGGCAGAAAACCUCCAGUACCUGCAGUAUGUAGUGCUCAACAGUUUGAUAGUAAAUCACACUUGUUUGAGAAAGUAAUCCUCAACAAGGUGGAAGACAAACAAAAAGCUCUUCACCUAGCAGCCGCUGUUGAGCAAGGAAACAAUGCCUCACAUGUCGUCACACAUUCUUGUGGCAAUAUGGAGAUUAACGGAACCAGUUCGACAAUGCCUGCAGUCCACUAUCAAUUUCAGCAGGAACUUCGUGGUGUCCAAACAUGUGGAAACGGGAGUGCGUCUUCAGAAAUGAAAGGUACUGAUGUCAAGGCUAACAACACUACCUACCCCAUCUUCCCUCAGAACAUCCCAUGGCCUUACAACAAUACCUCUGAAAUCGAGGGAAAUGACCCAAACAUAGGCACCAAUGGUUUGUACAAUAGCGGUAUUGUUAUCUCACAAGGGGGACAGGUCAUCCCUGGAUGGAGCUUUGUAAAUGAAGCGGAUACUUCAGAUAGGCUGGAAGAUACAGUGUUAGGAUCAGGAAAGAACGACAAUGAGGAGAUUAUGGGAGGUGAUGAAUCUAGCUCAGGAGCUGAAAAAAUUGCUCGAAUAAACAAUGAGGGUGGCUUCAACAUGGAAGACAGAGAAGGAACAAGCAAUAACAGUCUUGCUCCACCCAAUAACUAG
Molecule: messenger RNA, 1924 nt
Organism: Fragaria vesca subsp. vesca
Lineage: Eukaryota; Viridiplantae; Streptophyta; Magnoliopsida; Rosales; Rosaceae
Exons: 4
Coding region: 278-1924 (548 amino acids)
Source: RefSeq, a predicted model, not a curated record